Molecule: messenger RNA, 724 nt
Organism: Leptonychotes weddellii (Weddell seal)
Lineage: Eukaryota; Metazoa; Chordata; Mammalia; Carnivora; Phocidae
Source: RefSeq, a predicted model, not a curated record
UCUUCGCUGGGGGUCCGGGGAGGGUGGCAUCGGGAAGGGAGUUUGGAGUCUCCGCCUGGCUCAGAAGUUGCAGCUGGAGUCAGGACAGUUCAAUGAGGAUAUGAUCCCCACUGUGGGUUUCAACAUGCGCAAAAUCACCAAAGGGAAUGUGACCAUCAAGCUCUGGGACAUCGGGGGACAGCCCCGGUUCCGCAGCAUGUGGGAGCGCUACUGCCGAGGAGUGAGUGCCAUUGUGUACAUGGUGGACGCUGCUGACCAGGAGAAGAUUGAGGCCUCCAAGAAUGAGUUGCACAACCUACUGGACAAACCCCAGCUGCAGGGCAUCCCGGUCUUAGUCCUGGGUAACAAGCGAGACCUUCCGGGAGCAUUGGAUGAGAAGGAGCUGAUUGAGAAAAUGAAUCUUUCUGCCAUCCAGGACCGAGAGAUCUGCUGCUACUCCAUCUCCUGCAAAGAAAAGGACAACAUUGACAUCACCCUACAGUGGCUUAUUCAACACUCAAAGUCACGGAGAAGCUGAGACCGCGGUCCUUCCCCCUCGGACCAGGGACCUGCUGUCAUCCAAACCCGAAGCCGAGCUCCCCGCCCACCCCGCCGUCCCCCCUAAGCCUGCCCCUCCUCACUCAGCGUGGGGAGGGGCCCUCUGGGGAUCCCAGAGUCCUGUUCUGCUGAGGUUUGAACUCCUGAUUUUAUUGUAAAAUAAACUGCUCCCAUUCUGGUCCCCUAA